UGUACAUACAUAAUGCUGUAUGUAAAUCGCAUCUCAUAAUACCACACCACGUGAAAUACAUCACGUUAGUGCUUAAAUAAGUUAACCGAGUGGUUGGUGGAAUAUUUUAUGCCGGCAGCACGUAUCUCAAUAAUAUUUUAGGAAAUAAAAACCAGGAUGAGUUCGGCAGGGACUAUCGACACGAAUUGUAUGACGUUGACGAGGUUUGUCCUAGCUGAGCAGCGCCGAGCCCCAGAUGCGACUGGGGACAUGACCCUCCUCCUCACGACCAUCCAGGCCGCCGUCAAAGCAAUCUCAUCCGCUGUCCGGAAAGCUGGACUGGCUAAAUUGUACGGCAUUGCUGGACAAACAAAUGUUCAAGGAGAAGAAGUAAAAAAGUUGGACGUACUUGCAAAUGACUUGUUUAUCAAUCUCAUGAGAUCUUCCUACACAACAUGUUUGCUGGUUUCGGAAGAAAACGAGAAUGUCAUCGAGGUUGAAACUGAGAAGCAAGGAAAGUAUAUUAUUUGUUUUGAUCCAUUGGAUGGAUCUUCCAACAUUGACUGCCUUGUCUCCAUUGGAUCUAUUUUUGGAAUUUAUAAGAGACUUUCCAAGAGCAAUCCCACUGUAGAGGACGCUUUGCAACCUGGAAAAAGUCUUGUUGCAGCUGGAUAUGCAUUGUAUGGAUCAGCAACAGCUUUGGUCUUGUCCACCGGUCAGGGCGUCAAUGGGUUUAUGUUAGACCCUGCGAUUGGGGAAUUUAUUUUGACGGACCCCAAAAUGACUGUACCAUCUCGGGGAAAGAUUUACAGCAUCAAUGAAGGAUAUGCCGGCACUUGGGAUGAUGCUGUGAAAGAAUAUGUUGAAUCGAAAAAGAACCCGAAGACUGGGAAGCCCUACGGUGCUAGAUAUAUUGGAUCGAUGGUGGCAGAUGUACAUCGAACUCUAAAAUAUGGGGGGAUCUUCAUGUACCCAGCAACAAAGGAUGCUCCAAGUGGAAAGUUACGAUUGUUAUAUGAAUGCAACCCUAUGGGCUAUAUUAUGGAACAAGCUGGCGGAAUUGCAAGUAACGGGAGCAUCUCGAUCCUUGACAUCGAACCCAAAAACAUCCAUGAACGUUCCCCAAUUUUCCUUGGCUCUAAAGAUGAUGUCAACGAUGUUUUGGCAGUCAUCGCUAAAUACAAAAAAGCCUAACAUAUUUAUGGGUGUAAGGUGUAACAAAACAUACUGAACAAGGAAAUCGGAAACAAUAUAAAGUGAUAAUUCAAAUUAAUACAUUUGUGGCAUUUUUAAUUUGGUUUGUUUAUUUCAAAUAAAGUCCAUUCAUUCCAACAUACAUA
Folsomia candida is the source of this 1319-nucleotide messenger RNA. It is a transcript of the gene fbp, whose product is annotated as fructose-1,6-bisphosphatase 1. Bases 157 to 1173 code for a protein of 338 amino acids. Gene Ontology annotation, molecular function: fructose 1,6-bisphosphate 1-phosphatase activity. NCBI's taxonomy places the organism in Eukaryota, Metazoa, Arthropoda, Collembola, Entomobryomorpha, Isotomidae. Gene Ontology annotation, biological process: fructose 1,6-bisphosphate metabolic process; sucrose biosynthetic process; fructose 6-phosphate metabolic process. The record is from RefSeq and is a predicted model, not a curated record. The transcript has 10 exons. Gene Ontology annotation, cellular component: cytosol; cytoplasm.